This is a messenger RNA of Teleopsis dalmanni, 1845 nucleotides long. Its product is annotated as glucose dehydrogenase [FAD, quinone]-like. The coding region runs from base 1 to 1845 and encodes 614 amino acids. NCBI's taxonomy places the organism in Eukaryota, Metazoa, Arthropoda, Insecta, Diptera, Diopsidae. The transcript has 2 exons. Gene Ontology annotation, molecular function: oxidoreductase activity, acting on CH-OH group of donors; flavin adenine dinucleotide binding. The record is from RefSeq and is a predicted model, not a curated record.
AUGUCGCUGUUUGCCAUAAGUUUACGUGAGUUUGAUAUAGAGAAACUUGCACAGGAACGUAACGUUAUACUUUCAUUCCUGGAAUUUCUACAACGUGGUCAGACUGAAGUUAAUCUCGAAAAUCGUGAUAACAUUUACAAUUUAUUGACAGAAUAUGAUUUUAUAGUCGUUGGUGCAGGUACGGCAGGUUGUACAAUAGCCGCACGUUUAUCUGAAAAUCCAAAAUGGCGUGUUCUAUUGUUAGAAGCGGGCGGUCCUGAAAAUUUAGCAAUGGAUGUGCCAAUGUUAGCGCAUUUUUUACAACUUAGUGAAAUUAACUGGAAGUAUCGUACACAACCAUCGAAUACGGCUUGUCUCGCCAUGAACAAUAAUCGUUGUAACUGGCCGCGCGGUAAGGUUAUGGGUGGUUCAUCGGUACUCAAUUAUAUGAUGUAUACACGUGGCAAUCGUAAGGAUUAUGAUCGUUGGGCAGAGUUAGGUAAUGAAGGCUGGAGUUAUCGAGAUGUGUUACCAUAUUUUCAAAAGUAUGAAGGCUCAACGGUACCAGAUGCGGAACCAGAAUAUGUUGGGCGAAAAGGUCCGGUAAAAAUUUCGUACGUUAAAUGGCGAUCCGCUAUAGCAGAUGCUUUCGUUGCAGCUGCACAACAAGAUGGUUUAAAAUAUCGUGACUAUAAUGGACAUAUACAAACGGGAGUAUCCUACUUACAAACAACAAUACAUAAUGCUAUACGUUGGAGUUCAAACCGUGCAUAUUUAUAUCCAUUAAAAGGAAAACGUCCAAAUUUGCAUAUAAAAAAAUUUGCUUUAGUCACUAAAGUUUUAAUCGAUCCAGAUACAAAAACUGCUUAUGGCGUUAUAAUGAGUACUGGUGGAAGGUCGUACAAAGUGUUAGCAAAACGUGAAGUUAUUUUAAGCGCUGGUGCUAUUAAUACACCACAAUUGUUAAUGUUAUCGGGUGUAGGACCUGCAAAACAUUUACGGGAAAUGGGUAUAAAACCAUUAGCAGAUUUAGCUGUUGGUUAUAAUUUACAAGAUCAUAUAGCACCAGCACUAACUUUUCUAACAAAUUCUACAUCAUUGUAUUUUAAGGCUUUCUUUGAUAUUAAAAUAAUAAAUCAAUUUAUGAGCGGUGAGGGUCCUUUAGGAUUACCUGGCGGAUCUCAAGCAAUUGCUUUUUGGGAUCUCGAUCAUCCAACGAAACAAGAUGGUUGGCCUGAUAUUGAAUUAUUUUUGGUUGGUGGAGCUUUAAAUGCGUUUCCAGUUUUAGUAAAUGUUUUUGGUGUGAAACAAAAUUUGUAUCACGCUUUAUAUGAGGAUAUUGAGCGUGAUAAUUUAAAUGCGUUUAUGAUAUUUCCAAUGAUUCUUAGACCAAAAAGUCGUGGACGUAUAAUGCUCAAGAGUAAAGACCCAUUAAAAUAUCCACUUAUAUAUGCAAAUUAUUUAGCACAUCCUUACGAUUUGGAUAUCGCUGUGCGGGGUAUUUUAAAAGCUAUAAGUUUAGUGGAUCAACCAGCAUUUAAGGUAGUUAAUGGUAGAUUACUGGAGAAAGUACUGCCGACUUGUAAAAAAUACGGUUAUAAAACAAGAGCUUACUGGGAAUGUUAUGCACGACAUUUUACUUAUAAUAUAUAUCAUUACUCCGGAACAGCUAAAAUGGGACCACAUACAGAUCGUUCGGCAGUAGUGAAUCCAAGACUACGCGUUUAUGGUAUAAAAAAUCUAAGAAUAGCUGAUGCUAGUAUAAUGCCAGAAAUAAUAGCAGGUCAUAUAAAUGGUCCGGUGUUUAUGAUAGCAGAGAAGGCGGCUGACAUGAUCAAAGAGGACUAUAAAUAUGUAGCAAGUUAA